This is a messenger RNA of Anopheles darlingi, 887 nucleotides long. RefSeq lists its product as uncharacterized. NCBI's taxonomy places the organism in Eukaryota, Metazoa, Arthropoda, Insecta, Diptera, Culicidae. The record is from RefSeq and is a predicted model, not a curated record. Bases 130 to 777 code for a protein of 215 amino acids. Gene Ontology annotation, molecular function: glutathione peroxidase activity. The transcript has 4 exons. Gene Ontology annotation, biological process: response to oxidative stress.
GCGCUAGUACCGAGGGCGUGUGUGAGCUGUGAACAGUGUGUGUGUGUGUGUGUGUGCGUUUGAGCAGGAGCAGUACUAGGAGCGCCUUCUUGAUCGAAUUGUACUGUGCAAGAACGCAGAGCGAACGAAAUGUUUUCGUUUGGAAUACUGGGAGCCCGCACAGGAGCGACCGUCGGGCUGCUCGGUACCGCGAUGGUUGCCAUCAAUCUGCUCGCUUCGCCCGCUGGUGUGGCCGCCUGUUUCUCCAGUGCCCCGGCACCGGCGGCGGUCCGGGGUAGCGACGGUAAGCCGGCCACCACGGUGUACGACUUCACGGCCAACAGCAUCGAUGGUCGGCCGGUCGCGCUCGACCAGUACCGCGGCCAUGUGCUCAUCAUCGUGAAUGUUGCCUCGGACUGUGGCUACACCGAUGGUCACUACAAGGAGUUCAACCAGCUGUACAAGGAGUACGCCGAGUCGAAAGGAUUGCGGAUACUGGCGUUCCCGUGCAAUCAGUUCGGUGGCCAGGAACCGGGCACGAACGCCCAGAUCCGGCAGUUCGCCGAGGGCCGGAACGUGCGCUUCGACAUGUUCGCCAAGAUUGACGUCAACGGGGAGCAGGCGCAUCCGCUGUGGCAGUAUCUGAAGCAGCGCCAGGGCGGCACGCUCGUUGACGCGAUCAAGUGGAACUUUACCAAGUUUCUGGUGAACAAGCGGGGUGAACCGGUGGGCCGGUACGGACCGACCACUAGCCCGGUGGAGCUACGCGCCGAGCUGGAGAAGCUGUUCGCCGAGUAGCGGCAUCCACACUAACCACACACCUCAGAACCUCAUAAUACCCCCCGUUAUACUACUACUACUAUAUUCAAACCAGUUGUCAUUGCGCCAUUGCGCCGCAAAUAAAUAAA